AUGCCCCCGGUCAGUAAAUUCAUCAAGGACUACCUGGCAGGAAAAAUCAACGAAGAAGGUAGACUUAUUACAGAGGAGAACGUCUCUGCCAUGAUCCAGAGAAGAGACCUCCCCUCUAAGAAGACUGAUCCGGGAAUGUUCACGCUCCUAAUUUCGAUUGGGGAAAUUCAAGUGGAGCACGCGAUGUGCGAUUUGGGGGUGUCUAUCAACGUUCUACCAUACUCCAUCUAUAGGAAGCUUGGAGCGGCCAAGCUCGUCGACACUGACAUCAUGAUCCAAUUGGCCGACAGAUCGUGUAUUCACCCGGAGGGAAUUCUGGAAGACGUGAUUGUGAAGGUGAAUAACUUUCUGUACCUAGCUGAUUUUUUCGUAAUCAAAAUGACGGAGCCAGCCGCAAGGGAAUCGAGUGGAGUCCUACUGGGAAGGCCGUUCCUGUCUACGGCCAGCACCAUAAUAGACGUUUGUAAUGGGACGAUCAGCUUGGACUUCAAUGGAGAGCAAUUCACGUUCAAUAUCGAUAAAGCCAUGAAGAGGCCAGCCGACAGCGAGAACGUGUACUCGGCAGAUAUGACUGAGCCCUUAGUAUAG
This is a messenger RNA of Salvia splendens (bonfire salvia), 588 nucleotides long. RefSeq lists its product as uncharacterized. NCBI's taxonomy places the organism in Eukaryota, Viridiplantae, Streptophyta, Magnoliopsida, Lamiales, Lamiaceae. The record is from RefSeq and is a predicted model, not a curated record. The transcript has a single exon. The coding region runs from base 1 to 588 and encodes 195 amino acids.